Molecule: messenger RNA, 332 nt
Organism: Staurois parvus
Lineage: Eukaryota; Metazoa; Chordata; Amphibia; Anura; Ranidae
Source: the annotation of a GenBank genome assembly
UGACAAAAUGGAACCCACCAGCAGUGUGAGGAGACCUGAAAGUGGCACAUGGCAGAGUGUGGCGAUGGAGACAGCAGCAAUGGGAGGCCGUACAGGGACCCAUGACACACUCUGGACCUGGCAGCAGCAUGAGGAGUCGGUACGGGGGCCCAUGGCAGAUUACGGGCCUGGCAGCAGCAAUGGGAGGCCAUACAGCACCCUAUGACAAAAUGGAACCCACCAGCAGUGUGAGGAGACCUGAAAGUGGCACAUGGCAGAGUGUGGCGAUGGAGACAGCAGCAAUGGGAGGCCGUACAGGGACCCAUGACACACUCUGGACCUGGCAGCAGCAU